GAUAGCUGUUAUAAAAGGAUGACAUCUGACGCAGGUUUGCAUUGUCCACUUGGAGAGGUGUCAAAAUGAAGACUCUUUUGGUUUUGUUCGCACUCGCGGCUGUCGGCAGCGCUAGUAUCUGGAAAGGCGGAUACAGAAUAAGGUUCGACAUCGGCGUGAUCUUCGGCCGCAGUUUCUUCUUUGACAUCCCGCGCACGCUCUCCGAAGCCGUCUCAGAGCGAUGGGUGCAGCGGACCCCGCCCUUGGGCCUGCCCGUCACCUCCGUCACCAUGUACUGCUACUCAGACAACGUCGUCUGCAACUUCUACGAUAGCAACGGCGACGUAGCUGGCCUGCAGAUUGGUCUGAAUAAGAACAAAUUCACCCCGCACUUCGACAACAUGGAGGACGCCGGUUUCACGACCUGGACAGUCAAUGGUGUCGAUUACUGGACCAUUCAGCAAUACUUCACCACUGAAGAAAUCCUCUCCAGCCGUGUUGCCAGCCCUACCAGGCGUGAAAACGAGAACAAGCUCACCGAGAAUGGCGGUGUGUGGGUGGUGGGACCACACAAGGAGGUCGUGCACAUUUCCAAUUCGACCAGCACGAUUGCUGACGAAGGUCUCUUCACCAGACAGGCUUGCAUUCCCUGGAUGGGUCGCCACUACUAUUACAGGAUGACGGAAGACCUGAGCUGCACCGAUGAGCCCCUGUUCCCGUGGUUCGGCCUCGUGGACUCCGGAGAGCUCGUCGCCACCGGCUUUGUGAUUCCUGGAAAAUUGAACCUCGACCGCAACUCAAGGGACUGGUUCGAGCAUCCCGAGAGCGCUGCUGUCAAGGCGAUCGUACCCGACGGUCCCGAGUGCCUGUACAACUUGGCUUCCAGCCCCGGUCUCGUCACCAUGCACGUCUACUACAUCGACCAGCCCUGGCUGAUUUCCUGCGUCUUCCAGUAAACUGAUGAUGGUUUUAAUGCCAAAAUAAAAUAUUACGUUUAAGCAGC
Leguminivora glycinivorella is the source of this 982-nucleotide messenger RNA. RefSeq lists its product as uncharacterized. Bases 66 to 935 code for a protein of 289 amino acids. The record is from RefSeq and is a predicted model, not a curated record. The transcript has 7 exons. NCBI's taxonomy places the organism in Eukaryota, Metazoa, Arthropoda, Insecta, Lepidoptera, Tortricidae.